AUGGAUGGCAGUGACACAGCGGAUGACGCCCCGCCUAUCUCCUCUGAUUACAGCAUCAUACUGGACUUGCCGCCAAGUUGCGUAGAGUUUUCACCCUCACAUCCAGACUGUUUUGUAGUUGGCACGUACUACUUGAAGCCCGAAUCAGGGGCCAGCCAUACAACAUCUAUACAACAGGAGGAUGACCAAAUCGAACCGCCAGCGCAGGAUCGCAGGGGUAGUCUGAUGUUGUUUAAUUUGACAGACGAACGACUAGCACUUCGCCACAACGUGCACCUUGAUUAUGCGAUCCUUGACCUUCACUUCACGCCAUUCAGGAAAGGUAUAUUCGCAAUUGCCACGAGCUUAGGGACGGUUUGCCUAUGCACCAUGAAUAUUCAGGGGACCGGUCCCAUAGAAAUCGUCAACACGUAUGAGAUCUUUCCUAUCUCCUCACUCGUAUUGUCUCUCGCCUGGAACCGCGAACUGUCCCAUUCAGACACAAUAGCGGCAUCUUCUUCCGAUGGUCGAAUUGCAAUAUUCGAUUCAAAGUACCAGCCUCCCAUGACUUACACAAAGACCGAAGCACAUUCCCUCGAAGCAUGGACACUCGCAUGGACGUCUAAAGGAGCAGAGGAUGACUUACGCCCAGAAUUGUACUCAGGAGGGGAUGAUUCCGUUCUAUGUAGGCACGGUCUAUCCGUUCGCCCCGUCAGCGGAAGCCUCGAUGAGGGUAACAUACCCUCCCAUGGAUACGAUUUUCAGGCGCCUUUCCGCGAUACGAAAAUCCAUAUGGCAGGAGUGACUGCGAUAUUGCCAUUGCAACCUGUUUUUCAUGGGGAACAGAUCCUUCUGACUGGCAGCUAUGAUGAAUACGUUCGAGUCCUAAUGCCUAUUGACGGAUAUAGCAGGCCAAAGAUUCUGGCGGAAGAGAGACUAGGAGGAGGGGUAUGGAGGCUGAAAAUUCUCGAUUUCGAGGCGCCAGACCGUGGCAGGGGUCCAGUAUUUAGGGUACUGGCUAGUUGCAUGCAUGCUGGUGCAAAGAUUCUGGAGGUUCGACGAUCAGACGGUGGAAAGUGGCUCAUCAGUGUCCUAGCAAAGUUUGUGGAGCAUGAAAGUAUGAAUUAUGCCAGCGACGGUCGCCCAAGAUAUGGUGGACGGGGAGUGGAGGGUUUCAUCGUCGUUUCCACAAGCUUCUAUGACAAGAGGCUCUGCGUGUGGAAGACCAAAGUCUGCUCAUGA
Letharia columbiana is the source of this 1221-nucleotide messenger RNA. RefSeq lists its product as uncharacterized. Bases 1 to 1221 code for a protein of 406 amino acids. The record is from RefSeq and is a predicted model, not a curated record. NCBI's taxonomy places the organism in Eukaryota, Fungi, Ascomycota, Lecanoromycetes, Lecanorales, Parmeliaceae. The transcript is spliced from 3 exons. Gene Ontology annotation, molecular function: protein binding.